UCGCUUCAGCAGGAUUCGUAAUUUCCCAAAGCGGCAGGCUUGAGCUCAGCUGAGUGAGGAUCACACAGAAACACAGCCGAACAUCACAUCAAAAGAUGAAAAUGUAGACAUAUAUCAGAAGAUGCGCAUAUCGGAGACGUAACACACCAUCAAUCGAUGACGAUGGAAGACGGACUGGUGUCCGAAGACGAUAUAUUGCUUCGUUCAGAGAAGGAGUUUCAUGAUGCUGCGAAGAGGAAUGACACUGAAAGAAUGGAGGAGCUGAUAAGAAGAGGUGUGGACGUCAAAGUCAAAAAUAAGAUGGACCGUAAGGCCCUGCACUGGGCAGCUGGAGCUGGCAGUGAACAGGCACUGCGUCUGCUGCUAGACCACGACAUGGAUGUGGAUGAUAUGGACAGCGUACGUGUCAAAUGUGUUCUGUCUGAACACUGCCAAACUGUAACAGGUUUAAAUUCAGUUACAUUUUAGGCUGAAUAUUUUAUAAAGUUCCAUGUUUAUUUACUGUAUGAGCACAAAUAUGAGACAUACUGCUCCACUUGGUAAAUCUUUAAUGGGCUGCUGUUCAUUCACCAUGUGGCCUUGUAAAUUACUGGAGGCUAUGACCUUGUUACACCAACAACAAUAACUGAAGAGACAAAGAGUGGCCCUGAAAUACAAGGCAAAACAUUUAUAGAUAAUUGAGUAGUUGGGUGAGUGAUGGGUGAGUUUUUUUUUUUUUUAAUAAAAAGACAUUUAAAUUUUAGAUUAAAUUGUAUAUACAAUGUAAAGUGAAAGUGUUUAGAUGCUGUAACUGGUCAACAUUUUUAUAAGGUCAUAAAAACUGUGUGCAGAGUAAUUAAAUUAUUUUAUAAAAUGACUCAGAGAAUUAAAAUAAUCUGAAAAAUGCUGUUUCUGAUAAAAAUAAAUUUAGAUAAUUUAUAGCAUGUCACAUCAGCUGGCCAGUUACAGUCUGUCAAAGCAUUUUAGUGUCAUUCCAUAUGCAUUUGGUGAAAAAAUUAUUUAAUUUUAUUUUUUUUUUAAUUUGUACACACAAGCAACAAAGGGUAGCCAUGAAAUGCAAGGGAUAAUUAAGAAGUUCUUAAAACAUCAAAAUUUGAGAUUAAAAUUAAUGUAAAUGUGUAAAUGAAAGUGUAUAUUUUUAGAUGCUCUAAAUGGUCAACAUUUUUGAAUCACAUUUUUGUUCUUGCAGUUUACAUAAAUAGUCUGGAGUGGAGUGACAUUCAUUUUUAAAAUACAAAUUUUCAAUGCAGUACCUCAAGUAAUAUGAGGUCAUAAUUAAUGCAUGCUGUUUUUAUUUUAUAAAAUUAUAUAGAAAAUUAAAAUAAUAUGAAAAAAUGUAGAUGAUGUAUAUUGUCAUCCCAUAUGCUUUUUGUGAAAAAAAUCAGUUUAGCUUCUUUAAUUUACAUUUAUGCAUUUGGUGGACAAUUUUGAGUGCAAUACAGUUCAUCAGUUUACUUUAACUUUACCUGAAUGGGAAUAUUAUCAAAUAAUUAAAGGUGCAGUAAGCAAUUUCUGAAAAACGCUGUUGAAAGUGGAUCAGACCGAGCAGCACAACACACUUGUAGCCAAUCAGGAGUAGGGGGCAUGUCCACUCAUGAUGGGGAUGAGAGAGAGUGAGCCAAUCAGCAGUAGGGGGCGUGUCCACUCAUGAUGGGGAGGAGAGAGUAAGCCAAUCAGCAGUAGGGGGCGUGUCCACUCAUGAUGGAGAGGAGAGAGAGUGAGCCAAUCAGCAGUAGGGGGCGUGUCCACUGAUGAUGGGGGAGGAGAGUGAGCCAAUCAGCAGUAGGGGGCGUGUCAACUCAUGAUGGGGGAGGAGAGUGAGCCAAUCAGCAGUAGGGGGCGUGUCCACUCAUGAUGGGGGAGGAGAGAGAGUGAGCCAAUCAGCAGUAGGGGUGUGUCCACUCAUGAUGGGGGAGGAGAGUGAGCCAAUCAGCAGUAGGGGGUGUGUUUACUCAUGAUGGAGGAGGAGAGAGAGUGAGCCAAUCAGCAGUAGGGGUGUGUCCACUCAUGAUGGGGAAGGAGAGUGAAGAAAGACUGUAGAAAGAGAGAUGGAUGAGAGACAUUGCAAAAGAGAAAAGCUCAGAGGAAUAUCAGUGGAAAAAGAAGGGCUAUGAGCUUCAGGACCCAUGUUAUUAUUAGAAAAGCUUUCCAGCGGCUGGAGAGACCGAAGCGGGAAGGCCUGAAAAUGGACACUGAGGUUGUGUUGUUUCUGCUCCAUACAUGAAUAACAUUUUCAGUGUGUGCUUCUGGCGCCUAACAACCAACUCUUGCUUGUACAUACUCGUGUACUGUAUGUUCAUUUUUUUUCUUACUUUGUCGUUCAUUCAUCAUCUUCGCUUUAUUUUUCACUAAGCUUUAUUUUGCUUCGCUUCUGCUAUAACAGGGAUUCCCAAAGUGUGGUACGCGCACCCCCAGGGGUACGCGAGCUGCCACCAGGGGGUGCGCGAGAGGAAAAAUGUAAUGGCGGUCUGUUUUUUUAAGUGGGAUUUUUCCAUACAAUAAAAAAACAUGAACAGUAAACAUUUCCUUUGUAAUCGCUUUUAUUUUAAAUAAAAAACUAUAAUUUAUUAGUUUUUGAUAGAAACGUAGAAGAAGACAGCUGCUCUUCUUUUAUGCACUGCAGGCUAGUCUAUAUGCGUGCCAACUCGUUUCAUUCAUUCCAUAUAUAUAUUAUAAAUAUGCUUAACUGGCUGAAAUCAGGGAAACUGUCAAGUGGGACGUCUUAUGAUAAAGUUGUUAGUCACGAAGGAGGAGAGGGACCAAGAGAGAGUGAGGAUUUGGAGGCAACAGAGACGGAGAGAACAGAGAAAGAAAAUGAGCGGGAGUCAGAAGAUGCGCCGGAGGAAACCGAAGAGGAGGGAAGGAGAUGGCAAAAAAGAGUUCGGUAUGAACGCUCUGCUUUUGGCGGCGUGGUUUGGUCACCUGUCAGUCCUAAAGAUCCUUGUCUCAAUCGGGGCGAAGCUCACCUCUGAAAACAAAAAUGGCUUGAAUCUUUUGCACUGUGCUGCUCAGAGGGGCCACAUCAGUGUUCUAGAGUAUAUCAUGGAAGAUCUGGAAAACGUGCAGCUUAAUAAAGUUGACAAGUCAGGUAAGACGGCGUUUCAUUUAGCCGCAGAGCACGGACACCUGGAGGUGGUGGAGUUUCUCAUCGGUAUGGGCUGUGCUCAUGAUCUCAAGGACAAGGAGGAGAACACUGCACUGAAUUUGGCAGCUAAGCAAGGCCACAGUGACGUCCUACAGAAGAUUAUGGAAACUGGGGAGAACAUUGAUGAAAGAAACAUUGACGGCAUGACGGCUUUACAUUUGGCAGCUGAAGGGGGUCAUUAUGAGUGUAUCAGACUGUUGCUGGAGGCUGGCUGCAAUGUCAAUGAACUUACUCAUAGCAACAGAACGGCUCUUCAUCUGGUGGCCCAGCAUGGCUCGGGCAGAGAGGUCAGACUGUUGGUACAGGCUGGGAUCAGUCUGGAUUCAGUAGACACACAACAUACGUCAGCUCUCCACCUGGCAGUACUCAACAACUCCACAGAAAUAGUGAAGGAUCUUAUCAAUGCGGGAUGCGACCUGGACAUCUUUGACAAUCGGCUUCAAACUGCUUUGCACAUUGCAGCAGAACAUGGAUGGCAGAACAUCGCUGAGAUGAUCCUGAUUUCUGGAGUCAACCUCAAUCUACUCGACAAGCAGGGGAAGACAUCACUUGACGUUGCAGCACGAGCCAACCAUGUGAAUGUUGUUGACAUGAUUAUCAAAGCUGACAGAUUUUACAAAUGGGAAAAGGAAAAUGUGACAAGUGACUCUGACUCUCUGGUGGGAACAAGUCUUACCUUUAAGCAGGACCAUCAACAGGAGACACAACAUAUCCGAUCCAUCCUAUGGAAACUUUCCAGCAAGUAUCUCAAACCAGGCGAGUGGAAAACACUGGCUCGGCACUGGAAGUUCUCUGACGCACAUAUUCGAUCCAUAGAACACCAGUGGACAGGUACAAAGAGCUACAAGGAGCACGGGCACAGAAUGCUGCUUAUCUGGCUGCACGGAGUGAUCACCGCUGGAGAAAACCCCAUCAAGGGCUUGUACGAAGGUCUGAUGGGAAUCUCAAGGAUCGAUCUGGCAGCAUGCGACAGCAGGCAAAUGCGGAUCCGUCUUCUGUUAAAAAAUGCUCUACAAUGUGAAGAGAGAGUCAUUGAGAAAAGUCUGGAUUGAGCACACACCAACCUGGAGAUUGCUUUUGAAACACUGAAGGACUUAAGAAGCACAAAUACUCCCUAAAAUACAACCUCAGUGACGUGACUGAGAAGAAAACAUGUUCACAACAAGAGCAUUUAUUCACAGAAAACCAGACUUUGGAUUGAAACGACAAAAUGUGAACGUUUUGGUCAAGCUGGAAGAAUUUUUUAUGAAUUUCAGAAGAAUUUCUGAUUCAUUCUGCAUGUCUUUCUGUCCUUUAUUUAUUUGUAAAAGCAGUUUUUCUGCUAUAAUAGUUAUUUUUAAAAAUAGAAGCAAAUCUAAUGCUAACACAGAUGCAUUACCCAGGAUACUGGGAAACAUGUUUUAUGUGUUUAAACGUGUCUAAUGUGCAGAACUGUUUGAGUCCCUCCUGACUGAUCACUGUUGAUUAUGGGAUUCUCCAGACUGAAAAGCCUGAACUUUUGUUUAUUGUGCAAACGUUGUUAUAUGAUUGUGGGACAAAAAAGAGAAGAUUGUGGUAUGAAAUUAAGAGAAUAAACCACAGCAGUAUUUUAUGCAAGUUAUGGCUUGAUUAACAAUACUGAUUUCUCAAUUUUAAUCAUUCUCAUUUUGAUAUCUAUUCACUAAGCCGUAUUUGUUGCGCGCCUCUCAUCGAAUAAAUCACAAUAAGCUUUGUCUUGUUACUUACAUACAAAUUAUGUCUAUUUUAUUAUGAAAUGUGGCGUGACAGAUUGCUGUAGCCGCCUCAGUUAAAGCGAUGAACCGAUCAUCAGAAGGUAAGAUACUGAAACGUACAUGUCUCAGGUAAUUGCUCAAUCAGUGUUUCAACAGCGGAAAGACAUCAAUAAAACAGCUUGUAAACAAUAUGUCAUUUAACGUCACAUUUACACAAAUCAGUGUAAAUUUUUCUUUUUCAGUUCAUUUUAACUUUUAAUAUUAUAGUAAUACCAACUGACAGGAUUCCCUGUAUAGUUUACAGCAUUACUUAAUGUAACAGACGUAGGCUAGUAAGAGCCUGCCAUGCCAUGCGGACCCGGGUUCGAGUCCCGCUUAGAGCGGGCAGUUUGAACAGGAGGGGUUACAUUGGUCCCGUGACCAGGAUGGGAGCGCGGUUUAGGGGGGUGAGUGUAACAGACGUAGGCUAGUAAGAGCUAUGCAUGUAAACCUCACUCCCCUGAACUCAAGAAGCGACUAAUGCUAGACUGCGGUCUUUAGCCUUCUUGUUAGAGGGCCCGACUCCCAUGCCAGUGGACCGGGGUUUGAGUCCCACUUAGAGUAGGCGCUUCGAACCGGAGGGGUUACAUUGAAAGAGAUUUUUUUUUCCUUCCUAUGUAUAUAUAUCCAACGCAAUAUCGAAUUGUCAUGAAUAGAACCUCAAACUUGCAGAUCGGAAUCAAAAUAGAAUCAAAUCAUGAAAUUUGAGGCAAUACCCAGCCCUAAUGCAGAUGUAUUUACUUAUUCAAAAAUUCUGGAUAUGUUCAGCCUGCCUAAGCAAGAUAUGUUGUAAAUGUUGGUUGUGAUGUUUAAGGAGCUUGCAAAAGUGCAAGACAUAAUCUCACUGAAACUGUUUGGUUUGUAAGUGUACUUGUUUUAAAGUAUUGGCUGAGUCACAGUAUGCAGCAUAACUAGAGUUGUUGUUCAAUAAAUUUUAAUUGCAGAUA
This is a messenger RNA of Ctenopharyngodon idella (grass carp), 5843 nucleotides long. It is a transcript of the gene ankdd1a, whose product is annotated as ankyrin repeat and death domain containing 1A. The record is from RefSeq and is a predicted model, not a curated record. Lineage: Eukaryota; Metazoa; Chordata; Actinopteri; Cypriniformes; Xenocyprididae. Gene Ontology annotation, cellular component: ciliary inversin compartment. Gene Ontology annotation, biological process: protein localization to ciliary inversin compartment; signal transduction. The coding region runs from base 2725 to 4197 and encodes 490 amino acids. The transcript is spliced from 15 exons. Gene Ontology annotation, molecular function: protein binding.